Capsella rubella is the source of this 651-nucleotide messenger RNA. RefSeq lists its product as uncharacterized. Bases 1 to 651 code for a protein of 216 amino acids. The transcript has a single exon. The record is from RefSeq and is a predicted model, not a curated record. NCBI's taxonomy places the organism in Eukaryota, Viridiplantae, Streptophyta, Magnoliopsida, Brassicales, Brassicaceae.
AUGGCUCAGAGUUCUAAGGAACCAAAGGUUAGUUUGAGACUUAUCAUUGAUGAAGAGAAAAAUAAGGUCGUUCUAGCUGAAGCUGGUAAAGAUUUUGUUCAAGUGCUCUUCAGCUUUUUGACAUUGCCGAUGGGAACAAUCGUCAGAUUGCUUGAAAAGCAUCAAAACUCUGGUCCAGUUUCUAUUGGAUGUAUUAGCAACCUUCAUAGAAGUGUUGUGGACAUGAAGAUUGAUGAUUUUGAGACUGAAGCUUGUAAGCAAAUGUUGAUUUAUCCAAAGAACAUUAGGGAAGCUCAAUACAGAAGCCUUAAGCCUAACAGAGACCCUACUGAUUUCUUCAAGUGCUUUGGGUGCCAAUACUUCGGUCUUUGUAGAAUGUGCAGUAACUUUGACACGUCCAUAUGUAAAUAUGGAGAGGUGAUGAAUGAGGAGAUAAGUUUCUCAGAAUAUGAGCAGUUUGAAGACAGCAUGCAAAAUGCUGUCCACGGAGUAUUUACUAGAGGCAAGUCUUCAUUUAUCAUAACCGACGACUUAAGACUCAAAGAUCUUGGUUUAGUUGAUCAUGAUUUGAGCUGUGUUAUAGGCUUAUCAUCAGUUUUGUUCAAUAUCCCUAAUUUUGAACGCUCACGUAAAAACAGUGUUUCAAACUGA